AUUUCCAUUUAUUAUUUCUACGCAGCAGUGGCAGAGCAGCUGCAGACAAAGCAGCGGUUUCGUACGAGGGAUAGGGAGGGAACAAGUAGCGGGCGAGUUUGAACUAUUGCUCCCCAAAUUCCCAGCUUUUGAUCGCUCUCAGCUCGAGAAUCUGCAUCAGGUUGGGGUACGAUUCUAGCGUCUAGACCUGUUGGGAUGGCAGAAGAUAAACCGCCUCCUGAAGGUAAUACUCGAGUAUAUGUUGAUUCUGAAGAGCAGGACAUGAAACAUAAAAGCGACACAGUGGAAGAUACUACAAUAUUGAAUGGAUCUGGUCCUCUGGAGCCAAAGAAUGUUGUGUCUGACUCUGGAGAUACAGGAAAUAAAGGUGAAGGUAACAAAGAUGAGGAUGGUAAAGAGAUGCAUAUUGAAGAAAAUGGAACUGCAAAAGAAAAUGAUAUUGGAGAGUCAAAAGAAGAUGACACAAUUGAGGAUGCAGGACAUAUGCAAAAAGAAAGUAGUGUAGAAGAAUUGAAAGAAGACAACCCAAUUGGGGAUGCAAAACCUGUGCAAAAAGAAAGUAGUAUAGAAGAAUCAAAAGAAAAUAGCACAAUUGAGGACGCAAGACCUAUGCAAAAAGAAAGUAGUAUAGAAGAAUCAAAAGAGGACAAACCAAUUGAGGAUGCAAAACCUGUGCAAAAAGAAAGUGGUAUAGAAGAAUCAAAAGAAGAUGACCCAAUUGAGGAUGCGAGGCUUGUGCAAAAAGGAAGUACUGUAGAAGAAUCAGAAGAAGACACAAUUGAGGAUGGAAGACCUGUGCGAAAAGAAAUUACUAUAGAAGAGUCGAAAGAUGAUGAUCAGAUUGAGAGUGCAGAUACAACAGCCACAGAAAAUGAUGUACAAGAAACAAAAGAUAAAAAAGAGAUUGAGGAUACAAUUGCUACUGCUGAGGAUAUGGAAAUGGUUGAUGAAGAAGGUGAUCAAGCAAUGGAGCAUGCGACUACUACCACUACACAAACAAAUGAUGUAGAAGAAUCAAAAGAAGACAUAAAGAAUGAGGACCCAAGUACUGCAGAAUCUAAGGAUGGGAAGAAGAUUGAUGUGGAAGGCGAUAACAUAACAGUUGCCAACCACGGAAAAAUAUUCGUUAUGGAAGGUGAUAAGAAAAUCGCAGGUGAGGAUGUGGAAAUGGCAGAUGCAGAGGAUGACAAAAAUGUGGGAGUGGAAAAAGAAGAGAAGGGUGUGGAGCAAGAAGCAAAGCAGGUAGAAUCAAAAAAUUAUAUGGAGGUUGAAGAAAAUGGUAGUACUGACCAGAAGGACAAUGAGGAUAAAGACGCUGUAGGGUUUAAGAGAAAAAGAUCACGGGUAGAGAAAACAGAGAGAAAAGGAAGCGAAAGUGCAACAAAAGCCAUGGAGUUACUAAAUAGUCCUAUUACUUCAUCCAUUGAACGCCCUGUGCGUCAGAGAAAAUCUGUAGAGAGAUUGGUAGAAGUAAUUGAAAAUGAGGCAUUGAGGGAGUUUCAAGUUGAAAAGGGACGUGGCACUCCAUUGAAGGAUAUACCAAGUGUGGCUCACAAACUAGCAAAGAAGAAACCUGAUGAUAUUAAAUUGAUACAUCAUACCCUUUUUGGAAGGAGAGGAAAGGCAGUGAAUUUCAAACAUCAUAUCCUCCAGUUUUCAGGUUUUGUAUGGCAUGAAAGUGAUGAAAAACAGAGAGCUAAAAUGAAGGAGAAACUUGACAAAUAUGUAAAAGAAUCACUGUUGGAUCUAUGCGAUCUGUUUGAUUUACCUGCUUCCAAAGCCAAUUCUAGAAAGGAAGAACUUGUAGAGAAACUGUUGGACUUCUUGGUUGCUCCUUACCCUAAUAUUGAACAAUCAACAAAAUCCAAAAAGCGUGAGAGAGCGGCCAAGGGAAGUUCUUCAAAGAGAAUGGAUGGUGCACAUUCAAAGAGGUCCAGGAAGAAAGCGAACAGAGAUGAUUCCUCUCUGAGUGAGGGUGAUAAAAGCUUACCAGAAAUGAACGAUGAAGAUGAAGUCAAUGAUAACAAUCCUCGUAAAGGCAAAGCAAUUGAGCUUUCUGAGAGUGAAGAUGACGAGAAAGAAACUUAUGAUAUGAUUGAAGAAGAUGAACAUCAAAAAGAGGAUCUAGGAAAGGGUGACACAAAUAAGAAGAGAGUUUCCAAACAGAGGGAAAAGGUUGGGACCGACUCUAAGGUAGAGUCUGUUUCUGCAACUACCAAGGGUUCUACUAAACCAUCAUCUUCCAUACUUGCCAAAACCAAGGAUGGUGAUGAUGAUCUAGGUGCAAAGGUCUUCUCUAGGAAGAAGAAGAUGUCUGAUUCACCCAAGAACAAGUCAACUAUUAGAUCAGCAAAGAACGAAAAGGAUACUGGUAAAAAGGCGGGUAAAGACAAUGUAGCAAAAUCCAAGGUCCAACAGCCUGGUAAGGAGGAACUAAGAAAGAAAGUAUGCGAAAUUUUGAAGGAAGUUGACUUUAAUACGGCAACUUUCACAGACAUUCUGAAGCUGUUAGCUACACAUUACAAAGUGGAUCUGACCUCACGAAAAGCAUCAAUAAAACUCAUAAUCCAAGAGGAGCUGACCAAAUUGGCUGAAGCUGAAGAGGAGGAUGAUGAAGACUAGGAGGCGAAGCAGAAAAGAUGUGUUUUUUAACUAGCAAGUCCACUCAUGUAACGUUCUAAUUUACUUGUAGCCACAAUGUGUUUUUAUUCGUAGGUGUAGAUGUAUCUGUGAUAAUUAUGGGGUUCUGGUUGUAAACUAAACAAUGGAAAUUUUUAUAGUUUCGGUGUAUUUGUUUAGUGUUAAUGGACCAAGUUUAUUUUAUUUCUGACA
Messenger RNA from Zingiber officinale, 2832 nucleotides. RefSeq names its product titin homolog. Gene Ontology annotation, cellular component: nucleus. Lineage: Eukaryota; Viridiplantae; Streptophyta; Magnoliopsida; Zingiberales; Zingiberaceae. The record is from RefSeq and is a predicted model, not a curated record. Gene Ontology annotation, biological process: regulation of double-strand break repair; chromatin organization. Bases 196 to 2622 code for a protein of 808 amino acids. The transcript has 12 exons. Gene Ontology annotation, molecular function: DNA binding; histone binding.